This is a messenger RNA of Pocillopora damicornis (cauliflower coral), 5204 nucleotides long. Its product is annotated as fibroblast growth factor receptor. Gene Ontology annotation, molecular function: ATP binding; transmembrane receptor protein tyrosine kinase activity. Lineage: Eukaryota; Metazoa; Cnidaria; Anthozoa; Scleractinia; Pocilloporidae. Gene Ontology annotation, biological process: protein phosphorylation; positive regulation of kinase activity; multicellular organism development. Gene Ontology annotation, cellular component: signaling receptor complex; plasma membrane. The record is from RefSeq and is a predicted model, not a curated record.
GUGGACACUGCGUUCUGUUCUCUAUUUUUGUACACCGUCGGAUUCGGCUACAAUUAUCCAUUCUGUGGUCCCUUCUAGCCCUUUUCAGACAGCUGAAACACACGUGGUUAGCUUUGGCGAUCUUGAUACGUCCAUCGAUGCUGAGGGCUGCAAAUUUCUGACACUGGUCGGACCAGUGUGUUGAGGUUUUGCACAACCAGCAUUUGUACCAGGGUAGCUGAUCAUUGUCAUCGCCAUAAGCUCUUAAGUGGCUGAUAGUACGCUGGUUGUGUAUACCAACUCUGAUCGGGGAUCAGUGAUCCAGAUCAUCAACGCAUGUAGUGUAGCGGGUUUCUUUUCCUUCUGAAGAUCUACGGCCCAGACUUUUCGAUCGUCGGCACACAUCUUCUGCUCCAUGAUGGACAACAUAUGGCUAUUAUCCAUAUCACUUGGCAGGUCAACUUCCUUUAAUGCGUUGUAACAUCGCUUCACGAGAUGUACCAGGUCGCAAAACCGCGCAUCUUACCCCACAUGUAGUGCUUUAGAUUGGACAAUAUCUUGUGUGAUAGUGUCUGACACGAAUCACGGAUCCCCAUAAAUGGAGUCUAAGUACUCCCAGGCGGCAACGUAAUCGGUUCCAAUUCCUUUUAUGAGCUCGAAUGGCUUAUCUCUUAAACACGUGCGAAGCAGCGUGACUGCAUCUCUAGGUUAAUAAUUGGCCUCAAUCAUGUGUUUGAUGUCGGAACGGAAGAUCGCAUAAUCUCGUACAUUCCCGGAAAAAAUAGGCAGCUUUGGUUUUUCGAGCUUGAAAGUACAGGCAGCGUAAUCGGACUUCGCUGUAUUGACAACAAAUGGUGUUCCGGUGGUUUGAACUACUGAUUCAAUAUUGUUUAAUGCCAGAUUUUGCACGUCAUUAGCAGUCUGGGCACUGUUAAUUACAUCUACUAGACCACUUGCGGAGUUAGCACUUAUUGCAGAGUCAACGGCGUUGACCACAGGAAGGGCUUGGUUUACCGAUUGCGUAUUUGAAAUUCCAUCAUUUCCAUGCACCCCAAUGCUCGAAACCUCCUCUUUUCCACUAGUUGAAGCCCCAUUCUCGUCUGCAUCCUCCGAAUUUGAUUGCUCUGCACUACCAAUAAACAUUUUCGCGUCUAAUUCUAUUCUCAUAAAGAUUUCCUGGCAUUCGUCCAGCUACUGCUCUUCCGUUUGGUAUUCUUUAUCGUUCACUAUAAACUUUGUAUACUCGUCGUGUUUUUCCACUAAACUUUCAUAUAUUCAUGGAACUUAGCCAAAAAUUGUCUUUCUUCAUCUGGAGGUCUAUGGUUUUCCACUGCAUGAACCAACGCCUUUUUUGGCGGCUCGUAGAAAUUGAAUGAAAAGUUCCGCGUUAAAAGUAUUGCCGAUGAAUUCUGUGGCGGGCUGUUGGCUACAGGUUAGCCUGAUUCAGCUAGGUUAGCUUAACGGCUUGUUUCAGGUUAGCAAAUUAAACUAGACCUUUCCCUUUGGAAUUGAUUUGCUGACUGAAGUGUGAUCUAAAGUACAAAAGCUUAAAUGUCAAUCAAUUUUCUAAAUCACGUGAUUCUCAUUCAUCUUUGACGAAGCACGAAGGUGAGGCAAAUAACAAGCUAUUGGAUGAGGAGGAUAUUCAAAGAGGCAACUUGAAUAGUAAAUACGUAAGCUUAACUCUUGUGUUAAAAAUCCUGAUCUUUGAUUUGUUUUUUUGUGUUCUAUACUUGUAAAGUACGAUCUGAUAUUGCGAUACGAAGCCCGAGUAAACGCUCUCGCAGCGUCUAGUUUCAACAAGUAAGUCGUCUUUAUUUGUCUAACAAAAAGCAAUAUGACAAGUGAAACGCAAUUCAUUCCAGGAUAAAAUCGUUGGAUACAAUAUAAUUUUCAAUAAUACAUCCGAUAGGUUGAAAUCUUACAGUACUAGCUUAGCGUACUUACUCCUUAUUACGUGAUGCGUGAUUGGUUAAAAAAUUAUCCGUGAUGCGUGAUUUGAUAGAAAAAUUCAGCGUGAUGUGUGAUUGGAACCCCCCCUUUGCCACCCUCUUCUAAAAGCAAAUAUCAGAGAGUGCAUUCAAAUGCGUCCUCAGAGGACAAGCGAUGCUCGAAAGCCGAACGAGAAUACUUCUAUCUUCAAAUAGUGCAAUUUUCAAAUGAGAAUCGGAAGUAAUCCGAAAUUGAUUUGGGUUUGCUUUCUUACGCUGUGAUAAGUUGAUUAAAUAAAAAUGAAACCAAAGAAGACUUGGACACUCGCAUUUUCAGCGCUUUAGACAGUGUGCUUGUUUUUAAUUUGCAUUCUCACUGGCUCUUUGUGAUGUUUUCCCUUUAUCUGAUUGGCUGGUGUGAUGACUUUGGUUUUGAUAUUGCGACACCCGGUCGAAAUGUGUUCAAUCUUGCAGAAUGUUCCAAUUACAGUUUUCUCAAUGAGUCAAACAGGGCACAAACGUUUUACAGAGGAAAAAGAUCCCUGUGUGACAGAGCUUUACCCACUGGCUGGUACAGAUUUGGAGGAGAGGCUGGACAACAAAUGCCAGAGUCUUGUGUGGACUUAAGACACUGUGGUACGAUUGCGCCGGGAUGGCUCAACGGAACACACCCCUUGGUGGGGGAUGGGGCUGUUGAAAGGAAGGUGUGUUUUCAUGCACCAAGCGGGAACUGCUGUACAUUGUCUACAGAUGUCCUUGUCCGAAAUUGUGGAGGGUUUUAUGUUUACAAGCUUAAGAAAACACCCCAGUGUGACCUGCGUUACUGCGGCAACGGAUCAUACUCAGAGCAAGAAUGUUCCACUUACAAGUUGCUGAACGAAUCUAACAGAGCGGAAACAUACAACCCGACUUCAUUCAUUCACCUUUGUGACAGAACACUUUUUGGCUGGUACAGAUUCAGCGGAGAGGCUGGUUUUAAAAUGGCUGAACAUUGUGUCAGCAAAGGUCGUUGUGGUACUUUUGCACCUGGUUGGCUCAGUGGGACCCAUCCUACUUUAGCUGAAGGUGCUGUUGAACGUGAAGUGUGUUUCCAUUGGUUUGCCUGGAGGAGUGAUUGCUGUUUGUUUUCAACAUUCAUCAAAGUUCGCAAUUGUGGAAAGUUUUACGUUUACAAAUUAAGGCCGCCACCUGUUUGUUCAUUGCGCUAUUGUGGCAAUGGGUUAUUUAAAAAAGAGUUAACAACAGAACCAGUAACGUCGCAUAGGAGUGUGGACAAUCAAGUUUCACAUACUAUGUCUUCCCCAACACAAGCUGGGAGAAUGACCACAGCAUCGACAACCGUUCUAUCAGAGGAAAACAAAAGCACCAAAUCGAAUAGAGGACCAGUCUUGACAAGAUCUUGGCCGACAACUAACUUUUCUCAGUCCACGUUGUUUACACAAAAAUUACCAUCAACUAAAAGACCUUUCGUAGAAGAAUCAACCUCCAAAAUUCCUUUCAAAAUAAUCUGGGGACUAGUCGGUGCACUUGCAUUAGCCAUACUAGUUACGAUUAUUGUUAAUUUUGCAAAACAAAUCAGACGGAAGAGAAAAGAGAAUGUCAACAAGGGGAAGAUCGGUGAAAAUGAUAUUCACAUGGUUGAAGUUACGACGGACAUAAUCAACCAUUUAAGAGGUCUAGGCCGGCAAUUUUCCACAGGACAGCUGGAUACACCCCUCGCGGUCGUAGACGAAGUAUUGGUUGUUGAUAAUGAGACAUAUCUAAAGCAAAUGGGAAUUGACAGGAACUGGGAAAUUCCUCGAGAAAAACUGGAAAUAACAGAAGAAAAACUUGGUGGAGGAGAGUUUGGAGUCGUAAAAAAGGGAAGCUAUGUCAGGAGAGAUGGUCAGAAACUGCCCGUUGCUGUUAAAAUGUUGAAAGAUAACACAGAUGAAAAGCAGCGCAUUGGUCUGAUCCAUGAGUUAGAAAUUCUUAGGAAAGUUGGUCGCCAUUCAAACAUAGUGAGCCUCGUUGGGGCCUGCUCAUUUGAAGAACCUUUGUGUGUGGUUGUUGAGUUUGUACCUGGUGGAAGUCUUGAUCAGAUAUUGCGUGACAGUCGAAUUCCUGUCGGGGCAUUAGAUACAAAUUAUGUCAACGUUUGGUCGAAACUGUCCGAGAGGGAACUGUUAAAAAUUGCUUCAGAUGUUUCAAAUGGAAUGCGCCAUUUAGAAAGCAAACUGUGCGUUCAUAGAGACUUGGCUGCUCGAAACGUUUUGAUCGGUGAGGGACUGAUAGCAAAGGUGGCAGAUUUUGGAAUGUCACGUGACAUUUCUCAAGAUGGAGUUUACAUUAAGUGCACCGAGGGCAAAAUCCCGUGGCUAUGGAUGUCUUUGGAGAGUUUUAGGGGAAUCUACACCACGAUGUCUGAUGUCUGGUCAUUUGGUGUCGUUCUCUGGGAAAUCGUCACCUUGGGUGAGCAACCUUACAUCGGAAUUACAAGCAUUGUACAACUUUGUAGCUUGCUACAGGAUGGAACGAGACUUGAGAAACCACCUCACUGCUCUAAACAACUGUAUGACAUUAUGCUAGAGUGCUGGCAAGAGAAACCAAAAGAUCGCCCAACUUUUAAAGAACUCCAUUCGAAACUUCACUCGAUCUUGUACGAGACCACGGUUACGUACAUAAACAUUUCCUAUUCAGGGGGAAGAGGAGAUCACGCUGAUUUUCAAGAGCUCUCUGACAGCAAUAGGUGAUCUUAGCAGCAAAGGUCGUAGACAGCGGAGCAGCGUCCCCCACACGUUUAGGUCCAGAAAUUAUCGCCCGCGUCACAGGAUAAAACUGGCUUUGUAAAGUUCUCUGUCCUAUGAUCUUCUUAAAGUGUAGUAGUUAGUGUACUCUUCCACUUCAUAAAUUUUCCGAUUUGCAAAUUCAUUUGAAAUUUUCACGUAAAACCGAAGCAACUGAUUCAACGAAAAUGACUUUCAUUGUAGGGUGAUGACACUGAUUUAAUCACUUAUUGAACUCUAGGCCACUCUUCUAUUCCAAUUUUCCCUGAAAUAUCUUUUUUUUCUCUCCUUCCGAGAAAAUAUAAACGCUUGUUUGGUGACUGUUUUCGAAAACACAAUACGAAACUCUGAGGUCUCAUUAUCUAAACAAAGUUUAACCGUUGUUUAUAAAAACUGCAUCCUGAACGAUCCUCAAUUUAGCCGAACCUUUUAUCGGAACAUUCAUUAUUGUGAACAGCGUUAAGAGGGCCGAAAGCUAUUUAACAGUAGAAGAAAAUUUAUUUAAUUAAAUAGGCCCUCUUAUAAAGCC